Messenger RNA from Impatiens glandulifera, 2045 nucleotides. Its product is annotated as phosphomethylethanolamine N-methyltransferase-like. Lineage: Eukaryota; Viridiplantae; Streptophyta; Magnoliopsida; Ericales; Balsaminaceae. The transcript is spliced from 12 exons. Gene Ontology annotation, biological process: phosphatidylcholine biosynthetic process. The record is from RefSeq and is a predicted model, not a curated record. The coding region runs from base 344 to 1873 and encodes 509 amino acids. Gene Ontology annotation, molecular function: phosphoethanolamine N-methyltransferase activity.
GGAUCUCGUCUCUCACACCCACAAAGAUCCCCUCUCUUCGCCCUCUCCAAUGGCCGCAUAUAUGCAUUCUCUCUCUCUACUGUGUGUCGGUUCUGUAUCUGGGUGGUGUUAUCAUCUCUAUCCAUUUCAUCAUUCUAUAAGUAUCAAACACUACAUCACACGGAAACUGCAUCUGCAUGUAUCCAAAGGGCAGGUGAUCGUGGACAUAUACCAGAUUACCGUAUUCUUAUUGAGGGUUACUAGAUUUCUCUUCUCUCAUUCUUCCUUCGCAUUUCCUUCUCGUUCCCGCGAUUUGUCCGAAUUUUAACUCUCUACAUUCUCCAUACCUCUAAACCAUUUCACCAUGGCUGUCCAAGGACAAGAGCGUCAUGUUCAAAAGAGUUAUUGGAUUGAACAUUCUAGUGAACUCACUCUUGAAGCUAUGAUGCUUGAUUCCAAAGCUGCUGAUCUUGACAAAGAGGAGAGGCCUGAGGUUCUUUCUAUGCUACCACCUUAUGAAGGCAAAUCUGUACUGGAACUUGGUGCAGGAAUUGGUCGUUUUACUUCUGAACUAGCUAAGAAAGCUGGUCAGGUCUUGGCUCUGGAUUUUAUUGAGAGUGUGAUAAAGAAGAAUGCAAGUAUCAAUGGGCAUUUGGAGAAUGUUAAAUUCUUGUGUGCUGAUGUUACAUCACCUGAGCUCAAUAUUCCUGAUGAAUCCAUGGACAUGAUAUUCUCAAACUGGCUAUUGAUGUAUCUAUCUGACAAUGAGGUUGAGAAUCUUGUGGAAAGAAUGGUCAAAUGGUUGAAGGUGGGUGGUUUUAUUUUCUUUCGAGAGUCAUGCUUCCAUCAGUCGGGAGACCAUAAGCGAAAGAACAAUCCAACUCACUACCGUGAGCCUCGAUAUUAUACAAAGGUGUUCAAAGAGUGUCAUGUAGGCGACAAUUCCGGGAAUUGUUUUGAACUUUCUCUUGUUGGCUGCAAAUGCAUUGGAGCAUACGUGAAAAGCAAAAAGAACCAAAACCAGGUAAAAAUAAAAUUGUUUACAAUCCUUCUAUUUCAUCACCUUGCAUUCUUGGUGCAGAUUUGCUGGUUGUGGCAGAAAAUUAGCUCUUACAAUGAUAGAGGUUUCCAGAAGUUCCUGGACAAUGUCCAAUACAAAUGUAAUGGAAUACUACGCUAUGAACGUGUGUUCGGCGAAGGGUUUGUUAGCACAGGGGGUAUAGAGACGACGAAAGAGUUUGUUGCAAAGCUUGAUCUUAGGCCUGGUCAGAAAGUGCUUGACGUGGGAUGUGGUAUUGGUGGAGGAGAUUUCUACAUGGCUGAGAACUUCGAUGUUCAUGUUAUUGGAAUAGAUCUUUCCAUCAAUAUGAUCUCUUUAGCUAUAGAAAGGGCAAUUGGUCUAAAAUGUGCAGUUGAAUUUGAAGUUGCUGACUGCACUAAGAAGACAUACCCGGAGAAUACAUUGGAAGUCAUUUACAGUAGAGACACUAUUCUCCACAUUCAGGACAAACCUGCCUUGUUCAAAUCAUUUUACAAAUGGCUGAAGCCAGGAGGUAAGGUUCUGAUUAGUGACUACUGUAAGUGUGCUGGAAUUCCCUCAGUGGAGUUUGCAGAUUACAUCAAACAAAGAGGCUAUGAUCUUCAUGAUGUAGAAACAUAUGCACAGAUGCUUAAAGAUGCUGGCUUCCAGGAUGUUAUUGCAGAAGAUCGGACUGACCAGUUUCUAAAGGUGUUGCAGGAAGAGUUGGAUAAGGUUGAGAAUGAAAAAGAAGCAUUCAUUCAAGACUUCUCUAAGGAGGAUUACGACGAGAUAGUUAGUGGUUGGAAAUCUAAGAUGGCUAGGAGUUCGGCUGGUGAACAGAGGUGGGGUUUGUUCAUAGCUGUCAAGAAGUGAACCCAAAUCAUGUGUUUCAAAGGACGCUGGUCCUUUGUUGUGUCAACUGUGUUUAUGCUAUUAUUAUGGGUAUUUGCCUUAUUAUGGUUAUGAAACUUUGAAUUGAUAGAACAGUUUACCAAGUAUAUAUUAUGUUGUUAUAUGAUUUAAUAAAUUAUGUGUUUAGUAUUAA